Messenger RNA from Strongylus vulgaris, 246 nucleotides. Lineage: Eukaryota; Metazoa; Nematoda; Chromadorea; Rhabditida; Strongylidae. The record is from the annotation of a GenBank genome assembly.
AUGCAGAGAGCUGUAGACUUAUCAGAACUAAUCUCAACAGUAAUAAAGGAUGAUGCUACGAAACGCGCCAACUACCAAAAACCGGCCGGUUUUGAACUUACCAUAAAUGCACAGUUACUGACUACUAAAGAGGCUCAGCCAAACGAACUCGUUGCGCCUGCUGUUGAACUCACGGAGGAGCGCCUUGAGAGGGAACAACCUAGCGUGAUGUUAAAUGUGAGUUUCAAUAGCAUUAUGGAAAUGUAG